AUGGAAUUGCCCACCGAACCACCGUCGAUAUACAUGGCCAUCACAGGCGUCAUACAGCCCGGCGGCGAAUGCUCCCUGUCCAUCCUGAGGCUCUACAUCCACCCCACGCAAGAGAUACACUUGAUCGACGCCCAGGUCCUCGACGAAGAGUGCUUCUCAGCGCCAGGCAAAAGCGGCAACACGCUCAGAGACAUCCUCGAGUCCUUCCGCAUCCCCAAGGUCUUCUUCGACGUCCGCGACCACUCGCACAUCCUGUUCCGCCGCUUCUCCAUCAGCCUCCAAUUCGUCCUCGACCUGCAGCUCAUGGAGCUCGCAACGUGCUACAACGCGUCGAGGCGAUUCGUCAAGGACUGGAAGACGUGCAUCCAAAAGGACGCGGGGUUUUCUGCUGCUUCCGAGAAGAUUCGGAAGAGGCUCGCCGGGGAGGGCAGGAUCUCGACUGUGCUCGCGAAUCGGCCCCUGACAGAAGAGGUGCAGGGCUAUCUCGCGCGGGAUCUGGACACGUUGCCUCGCCUGUGGGCAUGCUACGACGGCAAGAUGACCAUGAUGUGGAAGAGCAGGGUGGUGGAGGCUUCGGCGGAAAGGGUCGAUCUCUCGCAGUCGCCGUUUUAUCUCGAGGCGAGAAAUACCAAGGAUUUGGGGCCUCCUUGUUGGAGGUUUCUGUGA
Molecule: messenger RNA, 666 nt
Organism: Trichoderma citrinoviride
Lineage: Eukaryota; Fungi; Ascomycota; Sordariomycetes; Hypocreales; Hypocreaceae
Exons: 2
Coding region: 1-666 (221 amino acids)
Molecular function (GO): nucleic acid binding
Source: RefSeq, a predicted model, not a curated record